Messenger RNA from Meloidogyne enterolobii, 669 nucleotides. NCBI's taxonomy places the organism in Eukaryota, Metazoa, Nematoda, Chromadorea, Rhabditida, Meloidogynidae. The record is from the annotation of a GenBank genome assembly.
AUGGCGCCGAAUCGGAAGGAGGACUCUCGUGGACGUCGACGCAGCAGGAGCAGGGACAGGCGUGUAUCCAUCGACAACAGGCGUUGUUCUGUCGGCAACAGAAGGAUAAUCACAGCCGGCAACCAUCGUCGAACAGCUCAAGGACGCAGUGCAUCCAGGGUGAGGACGGCAGGCGGUCAGCAAUCAAUCGUACGGGGAGUCAGGACGCAACGCCGAGUCGCAGCAUCGAGAGCCGCAGUUGAGCCUUUGGAUGAAGAACGACAACGGUCAUCAACAAAUUCGCUCAUAAAAGAACAGAAUGCUGCUCAGCGCUGGUUUCAAGUCGUCAAGCAGGAAGAUGUCAGAGGUGUUCGUCAACAGUACGCCAUAGAUCUCCAGCAGUACAGGCGACCCGGCGGGAAAUACGAGGUUUUCAAUCGAGUGGAGAGCGAGGGUUUGGGCCUGAACCGCUAUGAGGAUGUCCAACUGCUGGACCAUUCGCGGGUCGUCUUGAAAAGAGCCGGCGGGAUAGACUACAUUCAUGCAUCGCACGUACACGGUGGGCCUUUUCCAAUGAUUUGUACUCAAGGACCUCUGGACAGGACGAUCGGCCACUUUUGGACAAUGGUUGCAGAAAACAAUUGCGCGGUAAGACUUAAAUUUUUAGCUAAAUGUCAACUUUUAAAAUAA